AUGAAGAGUUGGCUAGAAACCGCCAGCAGCAUGGAAGAUGGAUCACUACCUUGUAUGCUGGCUGAGCCAAGAGAGGCCUUACUACCCAUUACUGGUAGAGAAAACUUGGCUCCGAGGAAAAGAGAUAGGCCAUUAGAGCCGUGCUCUCUAUCCGAAGAUGCAUACCUAUCAAGCGGAACGGGGUCGCCAUGCGCAGGCCUGUCUCGAGAGGAACGCAGACGCAGACGAAGAGCGACCUUGAAGUACCGAACAGCCCAUGCCACGAGAGAAAGAAUCAGAGUAGAAGCCUUCAACGCUGCCUUUGCAUCGCUCAGAAGACUUCUGCCAACCUUACCACCAGAUAAGAAACUAUCAAAAAUUGAAAUUCUCCGCUUAGCGAUUUGUUACAUUGCUUAUCUUAAUCAUGUUUUAGACGCAUAA
Molecule: messenger RNA, 420 nt
Organism: Melitaea cinxia (Glanville fritillary)
Lineage: Eukaryota; Metazoa; Arthropoda; Insecta; Lepidoptera; Nymphalidae
Gene: HLH4C
Product: helix-loop-helix protein 15
Exons: 2
Coding region: 1-420 (139 amino acids)
Biological process (GO): regulation of transcription by RNA polymerase II
Molecular function (GO): protein dimerization activity; DNA-binding transcription factor activity, RNA polymerase II-specific; RNA polymerase II cis-regulatory region sequence-specific DNA binding
Source: RefSeq, a predicted model, not a curated record